GACGGACGACGUCGUGAGCAACUGUGCAGUUAUGAUUAUACACAAUACAUACACAUCGCGAGCCUGAGCUGCGCUGCCCGAGCGAGCCAGUCAGUCACCGCAAUACGCUGAAAUAGUACACAGUCGCGCAGUUAAAAGUCCGACGUAAAAACGAUAUAUUGUGAAUUGCAAUAAAACGUGUGCGCCGUUCGUUUCUUUCUCUUUUUUAUCUGUCAAGUCGAGGUUUUGGUGCCCCAUCGAUCGUGCAAAAUUACUUAUCCCAUCCACGGAACAAUUGGCGUGGAUUAACAUAAAUAUUGUCGUGUGUGAUGUUUUCUAUGUGGCUGAACGAGAAUGCCAAUACAGGCACCACAGUGGACUGAAUUUCUUUCUUGUCCUGCUUGCUGCAAUGACUUUGAUGUGGCUGUUCGUGGACCUAUAUCUUUAGGAUGUGGUCACACAAUAUGCUACACCUGCUUGACAAGUCUCCCACGCAAGCAGUGUCCCUUUGAUCAAAGUCCAAUCAACACAGAGAUAGAAAAGUUACCUGUUAAUGAAGCUUUGCUACAACUGGUUGGUAAUUCAAUACCAAGCAAUAAUGUCUCGGAAACAUUUCAAUCACUCUUGUCCCCUGAAGACUAUGCACAUUAUCUUGUGGCAAAGCAAUGUAUUGAGGAGCUUGCACUCUACCUCAAACCAUGCCAAGUUACAUCAAAUAAUGCAACCGGAAUUGGCAUAGUAUCUAGGCCAAUGCAAAGAAAACUUGUAACUCUAGUUGGAUGUCAACUUGUUGAACCAGAGGGAAGGGCAAGAGCAGUCAGAGCAGCAAGAAGUUUAGGAGAAAGAUCAGUGACAGAACUUAUUUUGCAACAUCAGAACCCACAGCAGCUCAGCGCAAACCUCUGGGCUGCUGUCAGAGCAAGAGGAUGUCAAUUUUUAGGACCUGGUAUGCAAGAAGAGGUGCUGAAAUUAGUUCUUUUAGCUUUAGAAGAUGGUUCAGCUUUAUCUAGAAAAGUCUUAGUUAUGUUUGUUGUUCAACGUUUGGAACCGCAAUUUCCGCAAGCUUCUAAAACCAGUAUUGGUCAUGUAGUACAAUUACUUUACAGAGCAAGUUGUUUUAAGGUGUCUAAACGCGAAGGCGAUUCAUCGUUAAUGCAACUGAAGGAAGAAUUUCGAACUUACGAAGCACUUCGUCGCGAACACGACGCUCAGAUAGUUCAGAUAGCAACGGAGUCAGGAUUGCGCAUAGCCCCGGAUCAAUGGUCGGCUUUACUUUACGGCGAUACGGGUCGCAAGUCUCACAUGCAAAGUAUUAUCGAUAAAUUGCAAACACCUCAAUCAUUUGCUCAAAGUGUACAAGAAUUGGUAACUGCUCUUCUAAAGACGCCCGACCCGGUACAACUCAGUAGCUUACGACCGCACCUAGAGCUUUUGGCCGCUAUCGAUCCUAGUCCCGAAUCGGAACCACCAUCGUGGGUAGAUACCCGUGCAGCGUUAGAAGCUAUCAACAUCGUCGUGACGGCUUUGGUUGAUUUCAUUCAACAACAUGGAAAUCGUAAUAAAUCCCAAGAUUCUCCCAGUAUUAAUUAUGGUAACGGUUGCAACGGUAACGGAGGCUCUGGGAUGUCAAGAUACAAAGUCAGUAUGUGUCGCGACUUGAUUCUCCGUGGUUCCUGUCCGCGCACCACGAGCUGUACGUUUGCUCACAGCGAGUCGGAACUAGAAAAGUAUCGAGCCAAAAGUCGCAAACCAUCGAGAGAAAACAAAGAAAAGAGCGUCAGUAUGGAUAGACCCGUAAAAGGAUUUAAAGGCAAGGAUAAUGGGUUUUCGAAAAAUCAUCCGAACGCGCAUCGGGACAAUUUCAAUCACCCCAACCGGCUAAGUUCAUUGCAACAACCGGUUCCGGUUAACGUGACUCUGCUAAAUUGCUCGAGCCCAGGCAAUCAAUCAGUGCCGCGUAUCUCUCCGCAGAAAGAUUCGCCCGCUCAUUUUAUCGGCACACCGCUGGAUUAUGCAACAGCCAAUUUACAUCUCUGGGAUGCCGGCGUAGUUCAACAGCAGCAACAGCAACAGCAACUAGCUGCGAACAUCCAAAAUGUUUACCCUAACAACAAUAACAAUAACAGAAAGCAGAGGACAGCUGCUAAGUCAUUGGCCGUGCUGUUGCAGCGUAGAAUGGAAAUUAUCAAUCAAUUGGAAAAUAUUGUUGGCAAGCCUCCGCAGGUAAACGCAAAUUAUCACGACAUUCACAAUGACCCGCUGAAUUCCGAUUAUUCUAUUUGGACGAAUUCUCUGUCCAAUCAGAACAAUACAACAGGAACUUUCAAUUUUGGCAAUAAUUACAUUUGCAAUGAUUCUAACGUAUACGACGAUGAAUUCGUACCAUUUGAGGCUUCGUUGGCUAACAAGUAUGGACCAAUAUCGAGAUUAUCCAAAUCAAUAUUGAGACCUACAAACAGCAUGCAACAAAAUGCAAUAUACAACGAUGGAGUUCAAACUGCAAUACCUAAUAUCCGGCCCGUACCCGCAACCAGCCCUUUGACUAAUCGAUUUUAUAAUCAAACAUUCAACGGUGUCAAUCCAAAUGGAGGAAUUCAAAAUUUGACAAAUUCAAAUUUGAACGAUGCUUACAUCACACUAAAUUGUACUUUGCCCGAUGGUAGUUCUCAAGUGCAAAUAUCUCGUCAAGAUUGCAUGUCAAAAGAUAUCAUCAUCGAAUCGCAAAAAGUGAAGCAGCAAUUGAAACAUUUAGAAAAGAAAAUCAACGAUCUAAAGCUCGCAACGCAAGGCGCAGCUUAUACCGAACAUGAAAGACUAGCUCAAGAGUUGCAAAUGAUUGAGGCCGGGAUCCGAGAAAAAGAGAAAGACGUGUACAAUUGGAGUCCUUAUAGCAAUACGGCUUGGAUUCAACCAUCCACCAAUUUACUUUUAAGUCCGAAUUCGAAGAGAGAUUUUAAGCUGGAUGACGAGGACACGUACGAAACGGAAAUUGCGAAUGACAUGCGAGAGUUUGAACUGCGCUGGGAGUCGGAGUUGAAAGAACAAGAGAAGCACUGGUCUACGGAAGAAGACCCGAAGAAAUGUUAGACAGGACAUCUUUGAAUCGCUCGCCUGUUGUUCAAAGUUAACUAAAUCAUAGCAUCGUUGAGAAUCACGCUUUAUUAUAAUUUUCGUCGACAAAAUUAUUCGUACUUUUAAUCAAUUUCUUUGUAAAUAGACAAAAUCGCCUAUACAUUUAAAAGUCAUGAAAAGCAUCGUCAUUUUCGAUGAAAAACUACGAUGCUGCGCUCUUGGAACUACGAAUUUUCACACUACUGUGCGUUGUACUUUUUGUUGAACAAAACCUCAGUGAGGUCGAGCGUAAAUAUUCGAAUAGAUAAUUUUUUAACCAAUUUAGAAAUUGGAAACAAAUUUAUUUAAAAACUGUGAAAAUUCGUACGUAGCUCGUAAUUGCAAUGAAAAAUUUUUUUCAAAAUGUUUUAUAUUACAACAUUUUACAUUUUAAUCUCGGGUCGGAGUUUUUCAAACUGACGAGAGUUUGCUAAUUAAAAAAAAUAUAGCUAACUGAUAGAAUUUACGUAGAGACGGCUCUUCGUAAUACUAUAGUCAUUCUAUAUAUUAUACGAGAAAAAAAAUAGAUAUAUAUAUAGUUCGUGAAUUGUAUCUAAAACGAAAAGUACUAUUUAGAAUUUGUUUUGCAAAAAAUAUAUAUAUUACGGUACGGGGAGGUAUAUUUGUUAAAAUUUAACAGAAAUUGAUCGUCAAUGUUUUAUAAACAUGACAAGAGUGUAGUAUAUUUAUUUAUAUAGAAAAUAUCAAGCAGUUGAAAUGCGAAAAUCAUUUUUGAUAUCGCUCAACAUGAUAUUUAUUGUGCGAGAGGAUCAUAAAGAUCGACGAUGAGAUCAUGGAUAUUUCUCAUUUUAUGAAAUCAUAAAUUCACGUUAAAAAGUAAUAAUUAUCAUGUACAUGAAACGAUUGGGGAAAUAAGUAUUAAAAAUCGAUUGUUUUUAUAAAAUCAAAAUUUUUUUAAAUACAUCAAUGCAGUUCUGUUUUAAAACAUUACAAACCGCUGAAGUUUUGCGCUCAAAUAUAUUAUAUUACUAAAAAUUAGUAUUGAAUUAUUUAAAAAAUCAAUUGUUUUAAAAUUGAAUUAUUGCGAUUUUGUGGUAAUCUCAAAAUUGUAGCAAGUGUCUAGAUUUUACAUGUCAGCAUAAAUUUGAUGAUGUAUCAAAAAUAUUUUAAUCUAGAAAUUUAUAAUCGUAACGAAAUAUAUUCAUGUCAUUAUUCAAAUGAGACGUCGAAGAAAUUGUACAAUUUUAGUCGUUUGGGUGCAAUAUGAGUUCAAGCGUUCCUGAAAGAAAAAAAGUAAAUUUCUAUAUACCAUGCUUUACACGUUAUUAGUAUGUUAAUAGAAAUUUUUUAAAAAGUAUCAUUUUUCAAGAAAAUAUGCAAUAGAAACGAGAAAAGUGCUUCGUUUGGCCCAUCAUACGACGCUGUUUGUGGAUGCAUUUUACCCACGCACUGUUAAACUUUUCAUCAUUGUCCGUCAUAGUUAAUAGGAUUGUAUCAUAAUAAUGCAGUAAAUCUACAAGCAAAGGGUGUGAUGAAAAUUUUUUUGUUGAUAUACAGAAAUUUUUUCCACUUUUUUACUCUUAAUACAAAAGCGCGCAAAAAACUUGUAUGUCGUGCCUAAGUAUAGAUUGAAAAGCAAAGCAUUUUUCUCUUUUAUAUUUUGAAUCAUUAAAUAGAAUAUUAAAGUAUAAAAAUAUACAUUAGAAUGUAAUUAUCUCAAAUAAAAUCGAUAAACGAUGAAGACUGUUAAUCAGCAAUUAUUGCAAGCACGAUGUGAAAAAUAUCAAAUUACAAGUAACUUGAAAACUUUGUUUGUAAAACCACAAAAAAAACUCUAAAGUCCAACUAAGAGAGUUAUUUUCAAUCGUCGGGAUUAUUGUUCGAUGUUCUUUUUUUUUAACAAUUCUUCGUUAAUAUCUGUAGAUGAAUUUAUCUAUUGAGUUCGAUUAUAUGAACAUUUGCUUUCGAGCGAAAUAUAUGUAAUACACAUUUAUAUUAUAAAACAGUCACAUUGGCUUCCUGCGUUUACACAAAUGAAAUUAUGAUACUGUUUGUGAAUUUUAAAUCGUUAUCGGUUUAGGUUUCAAAAAUUCCAUUUUACGCAAUUAAGUGUGGAGUAGUGACGGGGAAAUUAUUUAUUUCUGUCAGAUAGCGUGAAUUAUUUAUUAUAUUUUGUUUUUCAUCUGUUGUAUAUUGAUUGUUUAAAAAUAUUAAUUAUUAUUAUUUUUUUAUUAAUUUCAAGUUUACAUACGCAAACCGUACUAUGCUUGGAAAAAGAAAGAAUUAUUAAUUCGUUGUCGUGCGUAUUCGUUAAUAUUUUUCCUUUUCACCAUUCUUACUAAAUGGUGCUAAAGUUGAGAAAAAAAUGAAAAGAAAGUUGUAAAUUUACAAAUUUAAAUAUGUUUUAAUUGUGCUUCGUUUUCAUUAUGAAUCAUAAUGGUGUAGCCGAUUAUAUGCUAGUUUCCAGUUUUAUUGGAAGCUUUCAUAUAAUAUAUCGAUUUUUUACCGAAGUCAUCCGGAAAGUUGAAAUACACUAUGCAGUUGGAUUAUUUUACAUCAACUUGGAUGGUUGUGUACUUUUUGAUACACAUCCAAUUUAUCUUCGGGCAAAAUAAAUUAGUGCAAUGAGGUUGAGUUAUUUUAUUUUUUUAUUCAAAUCUUAUGUUAUUCUUCGUAAUUGCUAUGUACAUCGUAAAAUUGUAAUGGUAGGAAGAAAAAAGAUUGUAAGAGCAUGUCAAUAGUAAAUUUUCCAUUGUUACAAAACUGCAAUACGAAGGACAAAAUGUAUUUGAUGAUUUAUAUAGUUUGGUUGUGAAAAUAUAAUGCAAGCAUGUAUUUUUGGAAAAACUCUGUCGUCGUAUUUUAUUGUAACUUUUAGUAACUGCUUCAAUCGCAAAAUUUGUUGCAAGUUCAAAAAUGAUUUUAGUAUGAAAAUGGAUUUUUACGCCGAAUCUCUUAAAAUGGCAAGUACUUGGUCGCUUUACUCGCACGUCUCCCAUCUAUACGUUUUAUCCCUGGCAAUCGAGUUAUGAAAUUAACUACAAAAUCACUCGACGUUUUCACAUUAGUUUUUGCUAAUGACGUAUUUUUUCAUUUGUUUUAAAAAUGAUAGUAAUGAAGAAUGUCUGAUGAAGUACAGAAAUAAUUUUUUACUUUUAUAUUUUGCUAACUCGUAACUGAAGUGUCGAACAUUACGAUACGUGUAUUUUAGUUGAUUUUUCACAAUUUUUAAAUCACUAGUA
Messenger RNA from Trichogramma pretiosum, 6293 nucleotides. RefSeq lists its product as uncharacterized. The record is from RefSeq and is a predicted model, not a curated record. The transcript is spliced from 14 exons. Lineage: Eukaryota; Metazoa; Arthropoda; Insecta; Hymenoptera; Trichogrammatidae. Gene Ontology annotation, molecular function: metal ion binding. The coding region runs from base 334 to 3066 and encodes 910 amino acids.